CUUCCUAUCUUGCAGUUCAAAGAAAAGAUUCUUCAGGAGAUCAACAGCAACACAGUCACAUGCAUCCAAGGAGAAACAGGAUGUGGCAAGAGCUCGAUGGUCCCUCAAUUCAUCCUCGAUGAUGCCAGGGCAAGACGACAGAGGGUCAACGUUAUUGUAUCACAACCACGAAGGCUUGCGGCUGUGGCGCUUGCGAGAAGGGUUGCGAGUCAAAACAACGAGAAGAUUGGAAAAACUAUUGGCUAUCGUAUUGGUCAAGGAGAUCACGUUGUGUCCAUGGAGACUCAGGUCACUUUCGUGACGAUAGGAUACUUGCUUCACAAGCUCUACCAUAACCCUAAAACCUUCUUCAAGAGUUCCCAUGUCGUCUUAGAUGAGGUGCAUGAACGAGGAAUGGACUCUGAUCUCCUGAACCUGCUGAUCAAGAAGCUGAUGGAGAACAGUAAGUCAAGCACAAAGCUGAUCAUCAUGUCUGCAACCCUACAAGCCAACCUCUUCAGCCAGUUUUUC
Guillardia theta CCMP2712 is the source of this 510-nucleotide messenger RNA. RefSeq lists its product as hypothetical. The transcript has a single exon. Gene Ontology annotation, molecular function: ATP binding; RNA binding. The record is from RefSeq and is a predicted model, not a curated record. Gene Ontology annotation, cellular component: intracellular anatomical structure. The annotation marks the transcript as partial. NCBI's taxonomy places the organism in Eukaryota, Cryptophyceae, Pyrenomonadales, Geminigeraceae.